AUGGCAGGGGAAUCAAUAAAUGACAAACUUAACAAGCUGAAACAAAAAAAACAAUCCACCGUUGCCAAGAACAGAUCUCAGCUUGCUAAACAUCAAGAUAAACUCAAGUUGGAAUCUAUCAAGGUUCAAGUGGAUGACUUGAAAGAAAAACAGUCAAGAGCAAAGAAAAAACUAAUAAAUCUGGAUGAGCAGAAAAAAAGAUUGAAGAACUGGGAUUAUUCUAUACAACAAGACGAGGACUGGAAUGAUAGAUUAGAAAAAUCUGAUUUACCCGAUGACUACGCUCAAAUCGCCGAACGUGCUUAUACCAAGGAUCUUUCAAAAGCACUCACUCCGUUGUCUCAAGAAGAAUACAAUACACAGAAACAAGAAUAUUACAGAACUAGGUCUCAAGGGAUUCCCUAUGUGCAUAAACCAUCCUCUGAGAAGCUUGAAUCCGUGAUUAAUCACGUCAAGGCUAAAGACGAACGUACUCUGCGAAAAAUCAACAAAAACAAAAUUAGAAACUCUCUUAGUGGAGGAGAUACCAAUUACAUUAACGAUAAGAACAAGCAAUUCAACGAGAAACUAAACCGCCACUACAAAUAA
Messenger RNA from Komagataella phaffii GS115, 588 nucleotides. RefSeq lists its product as hypothetical. The record is from RefSeq and is a predicted model, not a curated record. The coding region runs from base 1 to 588 and encodes 195 amino acids. Lineage: Eukaryota; Fungi; Ascomycota; Pichiomycetes; Pichiales; Pichiaceae. The transcript has a single exon.